Molecule: messenger RNA, 1812 nt
Organism: Benincasa hispida (wax gourd)
Lineage: Eukaryota; Viridiplantae; Streptophyta; Magnoliopsida; Cucurbitales; Cucurbitaceae
Source: RefSeq, a predicted model, not a curated record
AAGCAAGAAAGAAAGUUCGUGGCAGGUUCUUGGAAGUGGGAAGUGGCUUUGGAAUUCACUAGUUUUUUUCCUGCAACUACCUUUAUAUACUUAACGUUUCUCCAUGACUCCCAACAAACGAUCAAAAAAAACCUUGUUAAUAUAAACUCCCAACAACCCAUCUCGAAAUUCCUACCGUAUCUUCCUCUAUAUUUGUCUCUUCAAUUUCCAUUUAUUCUAAACUCAGAGAAGAUCUAGCAAUCAUGUCACACCAUGAUAAAAACAGCUUAUUCCAUCCUCAGAAUGAUCAACAACUACACAAUCAAACAACCUCCCGCUACUCUACUUUUCCAUCUGGGUUUGGAGUUGGAGAUCAUGAGGUUUUGUGUCCUCAAUCUUUGGCUUAUGUUGAAAAUUUCUUUCGCCCGCUUAUACGAGAGGAGGUGGAGGACAAGGUUAAGGCUCACAAUAACCUGAUCACCUGCCAAUCAUGUUCUAAUUCAAGUACCCGUCUAAAAGACGUUGCUGAAGAUGAUACAGUUAUAGUUGGUGGUGGUGGAUUUGGAAAGACGAAUAAUCUAAAGUUACGUUUCAUGAACAAGAUUCCGUCCACCAUCUUCACCACCAAUGACAUCGAGGCCGAGAACGGGGAGGAACUGCAAGUUGGACUAUUUGAUAUUGCCGCCAAUUAUUACAUCGUUGAUGCCACACAUCCUUUGUCAUCGGUGUUGAUUGAGGUCGUCGUCCUCGAUGGAGAAUUCGAUGACGAGGAGGUGAUAACUCUCUCAGAUUUUUACAAAAGUGUUGUGUCUCAAAGGCUGGGAGAACGACCUUUGUUGGUUGGUGAUGGGAAAAGGUUUCGCUUGAAAAAUGGAGUUUCUUCCAUCACCAAUGUGUUCUUCACUAGAAAUUCAAGCAGGACACGGACUAAGAACAUUCGUUUGGGAUUAAGAGUUAUACAUGACUCCAACGACAACUGCCCCACAAUUCAACACGCUGUGUCUAACCCUUUUAGAGUGAAAGAUCACCGAGUCCAACUGAACAAGAAACACCACCCUCCGAGAGGAGAAGACGAAGUAUGGAGAUUGGAAGGGAUCGGGCGAAAUGGCGAAUAUCACAAGCGCUUAUCUUCCGAAGGUAUCCUAACCGUGGAUAGUUUUGUGAAGGCUCAUCAAAGGGACUAUCGUUCUCUAAGAAAGUUGCUAGGUAAUAGACUUUCAGACAAGAAGUGGAAGGCAAUGGUGAAUCAUGCUUUGGAAUAUGUUCCUACCAUCAUCCCCACUUCUGAUCCAACUAGCUUUGAGCAGCAAAAUUUGGUGCAAAAUGAAGCCAUGGAAGGUGUAGAAGUUGGCAACCAAAACACUGAUGCAAGUAAUCUUGGUGAUGGGUUCCAAGAUCAGACAUUAUUGGCCAAUUUUCAACAGUUAUUCUAUAAUCACAUAUUUCAAGAUCAUAACCCAACACAAACAUUGUUGUCACAUGGAGAAGCUUCAACCUCAAAUGCCCACAAUCAUUAUGUUGAAAAUACAAGCACAUGCAAUCAAUACUUCCAAGGAGCUGCUUGGAACAAGUUGGUGCCCAAUCCCAAAUGAUCCAAAUGAAGGGUCAUAAAAUUCAAACAAAUAUAUUACCAUCACCAUAGGAUCAUCUAUGAGCUAUCUUAAAAAUUAAAAAAGAAAAAAAAGUGAGAAGAUGUUUAUAAAGACUAAAUCUUUGUUAUCUUUUAUGUUAUUUUCUUAUUUUGUGUUCUAAGAAUGUGUUCUUUGUCGUUUAAUUAUGUACUUAUGUUUUUUCUAUUCAAAAUUAUAAACAUUUAAUUCGACGGAAUUUUAA